This is a messenger RNA of Closterium sp. NIES-67, 696 nucleotides long. The record is from the annotation of a GenBank genome assembly. NCBI's taxonomy places the organism in Eukaryota, Viridiplantae, Streptophyta, Zygnematophyceae, Desmidiales, Closteriaceae.
UAAUAAGCGUUUCGAGGUGCUUCUCGUGGCGGAUGAGGCCGGCUUUGAGGCCGCUGAUCGCUUCCAGCUCUACCAGUCCAAGAGUGUGCUGACGUCCCGUUCCUACAAGCUGGCGGUCGCCGACGUGGCUGCACUCAAGCGCGCACGCGCCAUCUACCCCCGUGGUGGUCGUCCCGGCGGCCGUGACGGAGAAAUGGACCUCAAAGGCUCCCCCCCUCUCACGUGCCAGCAGCCACGCUUCAAGGGCAUAGAGAGAGAGAGCAUAAGAGAAAGCAAAGGGAAAGAGCAUAAGAGAAAGAGAGAGAGAAAAAGAGAGAUAGAAAGAGAGAAAGAAAGAAAGUGUGAGAGAGAGAGAGAGAGAGAGAGAGAGAGAGAGAGAGAGAGAGAGAGAGAGAGAGAGAGAGAGAGAGAGAGAGAGAGAGAGAGAGAGAGAGAGAGAGAGAGAGAGAGAGAGAGAGAGAGAGAGAGAGAGAGAGAGAGAGAGAGAGAGAGAGAAAGAAAGAGCGAGAGAGAAAGAGAGAGAGAGAGAGAGAGAGAGAGAGAGAGAGAGAGAGAGAGAGAGAGAGAGAGAGAGAGAGAAGAGAGAGAGAGAGAGAGAGAGAGAGAGAGAGAGAGAGAGAGAGAGAGAGAGAGAGAGAGAGAGAGAGAGAGAGAGAGAGAGAGGUGACGAAGGCUCGAGCGCUGAAGGGAGAAGGC